Suncus etruscus (white-toothed pygmy shrew) is the source of this 2241-nucleotide messenger RNA. RefSeq names its product nucleosome assembly protein 1 like 1 (gene NAP1L1). The record is from RefSeq and is a predicted model, not a curated record. Gene Ontology annotation, molecular function: histone binding; chromatin binding. The transcript has 15 exons. Bases 151 to 1302 code for a protein of 383 amino acids. Gene Ontology annotation, cellular component: chromatin; nucleus. Gene Ontology annotation, biological process: nucleosome assembly. Lineage: Eukaryota; Metazoa; Chordata; Mammalia; Eulipotyphla; Soricidae.
CGUCGCUAGGAGGCGAGCGACGUGCUGACGCGGAUUAUGUAUAUGAGCUCGAGCCGCGGGCUCUCGGCCUUUCUUGGCGCCGUCCGCUCGCUCGCGGCGCUCCCUGCUUGUGCCGGCCGCGCUUCCCCCGGUACAUAGAAUUUUUACAGCAUGGCGGACAUUGACAACAAAGAACAAACUGAACUUGAUCAAGAUUUGGAUGAUGUUGAAGAAGUAGAAGAAGAAGAAACUGGUGAAGAAUCAAAACUCAAAGCGCGUCAGCUGACUGUUCAGAUGAUGCAAAAUCCUCAGAUUCUUGCAGCCCUUCAAGAAAGACUUGAUGGUCUGGUAGAAACACCAACAGGAUACAUUGAAAGCUUGCCUCGGGUAGUUAAAAGGCGAGUAAAUGCUCUCAAAAACCUUCAAGUUAAAUGUGCACAGAUAGAAGCCAAAUUCUAUGAGGAAGUUCAUGAUCUUGAAAGAAAGUAUGCUGUUCUCUAUCAGCCUCUAUUUGAUAAGCGAUUUGAGAUCAUUAACGCAAUUUAUGAACCUACGGAAGAAGAAUGUGAAUGGAAACCAGAUGAGGAGGAUGAAAUAGCGGAGGAGAUGAAAGACAAGGUCACAAUUGAAGAUGAGAAAAAAGAUGAAGAAAAAGAAGACCCUAAGGGAAUUCCUGAAUUUUGGCUAACUGUUUUUAAGAAUGUUGACUUGCUCAGUGAUAUGGUUCAGGAACAUGAUGAACCUAUUCUGAAGCAUUUGAAAGAUAUUAAAGUGAAGUUCUCAGAUGCUGGCCAGCCUAUGAGUUUUGUCUUAGAAUUUCACUUUGACCCCAAUGACUAUUUCACAAAUGAAGUACUGACAAAGACAUAUCGGAUGAGGUCGGAACCAGAUGAUUCCGAUCCCUUUUCUUUCGAUGGGCCAGAAAUUAUGGGCUGUACUGGGUGCCAGAUAGAUUGGAAAAAAGGAAAGAAUGUUACUUUGAAAACGAUUAAAAAGAAGCAGAAACACAAGGGACGUGGGACAGUUCGUACCGUGACCAAGACAGUUUCCAAUGACUCUUUCUUUAAUUUUUUUGCUCCCCCUGAAGUUCCUGAGAGUGGAGAUCUGGAUGAUGAUGCUGAAGCUAUCCUGGCUGCAGACUUUGAAAUUGGUCACUUUUUACGUGAGCGUAUAAUUCCAAGAUCAGUGUUAUACUUUACUGGAGAAGCUAUUGAAGAUGAUGAUGAUGAUUAUGAUGAAGAAGGUGAAGAAGCAGAUGAGGGUUAUCAGCUCUUUGAAGAAGUCAAAAGCUGCAGUAAACUUUUCCAACGUUGGCUGCAGUAGAUCUUUUCCAUAAAAGCUCUCUGGAUGUCUCAAGUUGUGUUGGGAAAUUUUUCCUAUUAGAAGCUUUCAAAUUAAAUUGCCUUGUCACCAAACUCUGUAAUCAUGCAAAUCUCUUGAUCUGUAGUGUAACUUGUAUUAAAUUCUCCCUACAUUAUGAGCCAUUUCUUCAUACUCUGUACCUACUUCAUGGAUGCAUUUUGAACUUUAAUAUAGGAAGGGGAAGAGGAAGGAGAUGAGGAAAAUGAUCCAGACUAUGACUCAAAGAAGGAUCAAAACCCAGCAGAAUGCAAGCAGCAAUGAAGUGCGUGUGUGGCCUUGAGGAGAACCUGCACUGGAAUAGCCUAAAUACAACCGUUAUUUACUUAUAGCCUUAUGUUUUUGUAUUUUCUUAGUAGACUCGGUCAUUUUUUUUAAGGAGAGGAACUGCUAUUUUAAAGACCAGUUUGUUCUACUUAGCAUUUUAACCUUGAUUCCUCUGCUAAUACAUUGAAGGCACAUUCUCAUGCAUGUUCAUUCAUUGCUACCUAGUUUGGUUCUUCCAGAGUAUUUUCAACCUAUAACUGUUAUGUAACAGUUAAUAAAAUGAGGACUGUCUCUCAGGCUUCAAAUUUAUAGCAUUUUUUAAUUUGCCAAUUUUUUCCCCCAGAAGAACCAAAAUAUUUACUCAGUGGGAGUUGUUGAAUGAAUUUUUGAGUUUGCUUGCAUUAGCUGUGCCUUUCAUUAAUUUGUUAUAGAAAUGUAGGACUUACUAAGACUUCAUCAUGGGGGGAGGUAGGGGAACCUUUGCCGGACAGCUUUAUGGUUAAGAAUUUCCAGUAAGAUCCCUUUCAGUGACUUAGAUGAUUAAUGGAUUUUUGUGUUGUAGAUAACUGUAAAGAAUCUAACUCAGUAUAGUUUUGGUUAACACAAGGAGAUGAAUAAAACCUAGUAUUUUCAGAA